Pararge aegeria (speckled wood butterfly) is the source of this 861-nucleotide messenger RNA. RefSeq names its product 27 kDa hemolymph protein-like (gene p27K). NCBI's taxonomy places the organism in Eukaryota, Metazoa, Arthropoda, Insecta, Lepidoptera, Nymphalidae. The record is from RefSeq and is a predicted model, not a curated record. The transcript has 7 exons. Bases 79 to 765 code for a protein of 228 amino acids.
AUGUAGAGCUUCAGUUUGCGGUGGUUAUCACAGCAGGAAGACGUGGUUUCGGUCUUUAGGAUAGCAAAAAAAAAGAAAAUGUUCUGGAAAGCAAUUCUUAUCACAACCCUCGCAAUUGGUGCACUCGCUGAGUUCCAAAUCAAUGAAACCCAGAGAAAUCAAAUGAAAGAAUAUAUCACAGCAUACUGCAAGAAGAAUGGAGCCGAAGACAAAGUAGACGAAGUAAUGACCUCAAUUACGAACUUCUCGGAAUGCGUGAUGGGUAUCUUCAAUGUUGAAACUUUGAAGACAGAGAUUGAGAAUGCUAAGCCCAAUGGUGCUCUUGAUGAAGUGUUCAAGAAGUACUGCGCUAAAUCUCCGCAGCUGAAGACUUGUAUCCACUCCAUGACGAGUGGAGUAGCCCCCUGUCUGGACAGCAACAUCCGCGACGAAAUAGGAUUCGCCGACAAUGCUACUGAUCGCCUGAUCGAUUUCGUAUGCAACAGAGACGGUGAAAUGAUCGCUUUGUUCAUCGCCAAAGGUGGACCUGAGUGCUUCCAAGAGAAAUUCAACGACAUUCGUGAGUGCGCGUCAAAAAUAAAGGACAUUAAGAACGUCGAUGAAGCCAAGAAACUCACUCUUAACGAGCAAUGCGCCAAGUACGAUGAGUUUUCAACGUGUGUUGUGAACGUGCUAGAAACAUGCUCCACACCAACGCCCGGCAACAUGGCAGAGUCACUAUUCCGAUUCUUACGCCGCAGCACUCCUUGUCCUAAGACCGACUGAUACACGCAACAUGAUCAUAGGUACUUGAAGAUGAUUUGGUUUUAGUGUCAUUUAUUAACUUUAUAUAUCGCAAAUAAAAGUUAAUUAUAUAUUAAA